Messenger RNA from Hyaloscypha bicolor E, 1479 nucleotides. RefSeq lists its product as uncharacterized. The coding region runs from base 1 to 1479 and encodes 492 amino acids. The record is from RefSeq and is a predicted model, not a curated record. Lineage: Eukaryota; Fungi; Ascomycota; Leotiomycetes; Helotiales; Hyaloscyphaceae. The transcript is spliced from 4 exons. Gene Ontology annotation, biological process: DNA-templated transcription; regulation of DNA-templated transcription. Gene Ontology annotation, cellular component: nucleus. Gene Ontology annotation, molecular function: zinc ion binding; DNA binding; DNA-binding transcription factor activity, RNA polymerase II-specific.
AUGGCCGGCAGACCUGCGAUGACCUUAGCCUCGCAAGUCUGCUGGAAUUGCAAGAACGGGAAGAGGAAGUGCAGCAAAGAAUUGCCCUCUUGUGCACGCUGCGCCAAACUUCUGCUGAGAUGCGACUACGACUGGACUGCAGGCAAUGCCCCAGAGUCGUCAGGGGCUCAAAGCAAGGCCUCACCAGCGUCCUCGAUCGAGGUCCACACUCCUCCAUCACUGCAGUCUGCUUCCAGACUCCUGCAUUCAUUGUCACAUGGCUCUCCCAAGUCUUCCGGCGGAGAAGCAAACAUCCCUUCCCAGGUGCUUUCCAUUCUCAUUGCCAAUGGAGAAAAUGUGCAGUCGGUCACGGCUCUUUACUUCCGAACGAUUGAUGUCUGGCUCCCGAUCAUAUCGCCCCGGAGAUGCGUCGAGAAACUGGAAAACAUCGCCUCCGACAACAACCCCGAGCUUUCCAAUCUCUUGCUCUGCAUGUAUUUAGUUACCCGCCAGCCCGGAAAGCCAAGUGGAAUCAAAGAGAUGCAAACACCUAUCUACUUCGAAGCCAAGACUCUUCUCACCACCCUCACAUCCUCCGGGAAUUUGUCCAUUGAAGUUAUUCAAGCUGGAGUCCUUCUCUCGCUCUACGAGCAAGGGCAUGGCAUGAUCGAUGUGGCUCAGUUGACCAUGUCUGUGUGUACCAGGAUGGCCAUGAAGAUGAAAGUCGCCCUACGAGCUGCACCUGAACUUCAGAACACCGAUUUUGGACGAUUAUGGUGGGGUCUUGUUAUUCUGGAUAGACACUUGAAUCAAAUUCUAUCGCCCGAAGAAAUACAGCUUACAGUUGGGAGCUCGAGUGACGGAGUCCCGUCGAUGGAGUUGCCCGUUGAUGACGAAGCUCACGCUGGACUAAUCAGACCCAUUACCAUGAGAACGAUCUCCGGGAUAUCCGCCGCCUCUCGACCAACAACCAGACUAGGCCCCUUCUGCCGUGCUUCUGAGGCGGCUCAUCUUCUAGGGAAAGUCUUGGAUCUAGUGGCACGGUCGUCAUACACUAAUGAGAUGGACGAAGCAAAGUCUAGAGAACUGGAUGCAUCCCUUCAAACACUUGCAAUGAGCCUGAUGCAAUUGGCCGUCAACGGCUGGGAAGAAUGCUGCGCGGCAAUCGGACUCGCACUCAGAACAUGGGAACUGAUUAGGGGGUCGCCCGGACACGAUGAUAGAAGAGAGAUUGCAUGCAUGGCAUUGAGCUCGACGACGAGGAUGGUCAUCGACAUCAGUCGGAGAUUUCACAUGGAUCUAGCCUUCAUUGACCUUCCUGCACUGCCUCUUCCAGCAACGUAUGCGGUAUACCGGGCCGCAAUGUUAUAUAUUGACUUCGCGGGGGAUGAAUUCCUGGGUCCCGAAUGGAGUGAAAAUAUGAAGAGCUUGAGAGGCACGCUUGAGUAUUUCGGGAAGAGGUGGAAUGUUGGCAGUAAGUCACCAAGGCGGGCUCCAUAA